AUGUGCGGCAUGGGCGUGCUGCCCAUCAAGACCAAGUACAAGGGUCCCGCUCCCCGCUACACUGGCCCUGCUGACCAACCCGACAUCAUCGAUGAGGCGAUCAGCUUCUUCAAGGCCAACGUGCUGUUCAGGAACUACGAGGUCAAGGGUCCGGCUGACCGCGUCCUCAUCUACCUGACGCUCUACAUCUCGCAGGCCAUCAACCAGAUGGUGAACCAGAGCAAGGGCGGCGCCCAGAAGAACCUCUUCAACCUCGCCAUCCAGAACUUCGCUGUUCCCGGCGACAAGAACUUCGCUCUUGCUGGCUUCGUCUCCAACCCGGCCAACCGUGCUGAGGCUGACCAGAUCCGUCAGUACCUGACCCAGCUCAGGCAGGAGACCGGCGACCGUCUCAUCGAGGCCGUGUACGCCUUUGGCGAGAACGAGCCCAGCAAGUGGUGGAUGUGCUUCUCCAAGAGGAAGUUCCUCAACAAGAACCUCUAA
Acanthamoeba castellanii str. Neff is the source of this 483-nucleotide messenger RNA. Its product is annotated as actinrelated protein ARPC3, putative. Lineage: Eukaryota; Discosea; Longamoebia; Acanthamoebidae. The record is from RefSeq and is a predicted model, not a curated record. Gene Ontology annotation, biological process: regulation of actin filament polymerization; Arp2/3 complex-mediated actin nucleation. The coding region runs from base 1 to 483 and encodes 160 amino acids. The transcript is spliced from 3 exons. Gene Ontology annotation, cellular component: Arp2/3 protein complex; cytoskeleton. Gene Ontology annotation, molecular function: actin filament binding.